GAAACAAAUCAUGCGGCAUUUAUGGGCAUUAAUGCUGAGAGCAAUAUGAGACAAACAAUGACUUAACUCCUGCAGAAAUGUUUAAAUUAUCAUCUCAUUAUUGACUGCUUCAAUGCAUGAUAUCAAGCGCAGCGUGAGAAAUAAAAGAGAGAAAAUUAUCUUUGGCUUACUGAAUACCACCAACGCUGUCUCUAGCUUUUUCGAAGAGGCUUAGAAUAGAGAGCUGCUAGAGAUCACCUCAGACUUGGCAAGCAAAGCAGGGAAAACAUCACCCGAGAAAAAAAAAUGGCUUCUUUUUGGAGCUCGGAAGGUUGGUUCCCUUCGAUGUGUUUAACAGAGAGCUUUGAUUUGGGUUCCUCCUGCACGCAGAGACUAUUAAUAGAUAUUCUUAACCUUUUCUUCCUUCUGAAUUUUAUGCUGGCGUUAACGAUAAAAGCAUGCAGAAGGCAUAAUAUAAUCAAUAAAAAUAGAAGGCGGCACUGGGAUUCCAUUAUUAUUUCAACCCUCUGCGUAAUCAUGGGUGUUGCAUACUUUAGUAGAACUUGUUGGACUUUGUACAACGAAAGAAAACAUAUUCAUUGGGACCAAGUUGUAGUUCUCUCUUUAAGGGGAGUAAUCUGGGUUGUUUUGUCAAUUUCUGUAAAUGUUCAUCCUAAUAAUUGGUUGGAAGCCAUUCUGCAGGUCUGGUGGGCUUCAUUUGCGCUUUUUAUUACAGCCCUUAAUGUAAAGGAUCUUGUUGAAAAUCAUAGCCUUCCAAUACUUGUUAUCAUACAAUGGAUUGUAAACUUGCUGCUGCUCUACUAUGCUCUCAAACUGAUCAUCAAAAACAAACUCAAUGGAAAACCUGCAAGUGAGAGCCUAUCACAGACCCUGUUAGAAAAAGAAAAUGGUAUUUCAAAUCUCAGCAAAGCUGGUAUCUUUAGUCGCCUUACCUUUACAUGGCAAAAUCCCUUACUUCGAUUGGGCCGUUCAAAAACAUUAGAACUCAAUGACAUCCCCUCUUUGAAUGAUGAAGAUGAAGCAAUUCAUGCUUACAAUACUUUCUCCACUGAAUGGGAUCUUAUCAUCAGGAGCAAAGAAAGGACAAGAAACUUGGUCCUUUUUGCAUUGGCAAAAUGUUACAAAAAGGAAAUGAUAAUAGUAGGAUUUUAUGCACUUAUGAAAUCAAUAUCCACUGCAGUUUCUCCUUUGAUAUUAUAUGCAUUUGUGUGGUACUCAAGGCUUGAGCACAAAGAGCUCAGCAAAGGCAUGGUUUUAGUAGGAUGCUUGCUAAUAGUCAAGUUGGUUGAUUCUUUAUCUCAGAGGCAUUGGUACUUCGACUCGAGAAGGUAUGGCAUGAGGAUGAGGUCUGCAGUAAUGGCAGCUCUUUACCAGAAGGAGCUAAGGAUAUCAAGCCCGGGCAGGUUAAGACAUUCUACAGGUGAGAUUGUUAACUACAUUGCUGUCGAUGCAUAUAGGCUUGGGGAUUUCCCUUGGUGGUUUCACAUGGCAUGGAGUUUUCCUCUCCAGCUUCUCGUUUCAGUAGCCAUACUCUUCAGAACUGUGGGAAAGGGAGCCCUUCCAGGUAUCAUUCCUUUGGUUAUUUUUGGCUUCAUCAACAUUCCUGUUGCAAAGAUUUUGCAGCACUUUCAGUCACAGUUCAUGGUUGCUCAAGAUGAGAGGCUAAGAGCUACAUCUGAAGUCCUGAACAGCAUGAAGAUCAUAAAAUUACAAUCAUGGGAAGAAAAUUUCAGAAAAAAAAUUGAAGCCCUGAGAGGUGUUGAAUUUAAAUGGUUGAGAAAAAUUCAAUUGACAAAGUCCUGCGGAGCAGCACUGUAUUGGAUAUCACCCACAGUUGUUUCUGGAGUGAUUUUUGCAGGUACUGCAAUCAUGAGAAGUGCUCCUCUAAAUGCGGGUACCAUCUUCACGGUUCUAGCAACUCUCAGAGUUAUGUCAGAACCAGUAAGGAUGCUUCCUGAGGUUCUUUCUGUACUGAUCCAAGCUAAGGUUUCCUUGGACCGAAUCGAUAGCUUCCUGCUAGAGGAUGAAAUUAAAGAAGACAGAGAGAAGAAAAUCCACCUAGAACACUUGAAUCUUGUUGCUGAAAUAAAAAAUGGCAUCUUCAGUUGGGAACAGAGUUCUAUUGCUCCUACAUUAAUCAACAUAAACUUGCAGAUAGCAAAAGGGCAAAAGAUUUCUGUUUGUGGCUCAGUUGGUUCUGGAAAGUCAUCACUAUUAUAUGCACUACUAGGGGAGAUUUCAAAAAUUACCGGAUCAGUUUACUUGAAUGGUACCACUGCGUAUGUUUCACAGACAUCUUGGAUUCAGAGUGGAACACUGCGUGACAACAUACUCUAUGGAAAGCCAAUGAACAAGAAAGCAUAUCAGAAUGCUAUCAGAUGCUGUGCACUGGAUAAGGAUAUUGAGAAUUUUGAUCAUGGAGACCUUGCAGAGAUAGGACAGAGAGGGCUAAACCUGAGUGGAGGGCAAAAACAGAGAAUUCAACUGGCUAGAGCUGUGUACAAUGAUGCAGAUAUUUAUCUUCUUGAUGAUCCCUUCAGUGCAGUUGAUGCACAUACAGCAUCAACCCUCUUUCACGACUGCGUUAUGACUGCACUAGAAAAUAAGACUGUCAUUCUAGUGACUCACCAAGUAGAGUUCCUUCCUCAAACGGAUAGAAUCCUGGUAAUGGAAGGAGGGAAAAUCAUACAAACAGGAAGGUAUGAAGACCUUCUGAAACCAGGAACAGCAUUUGAGCGGCUAGUUACUGCACACCAGUUUUCAAUUACAACAAUAAAUUCUUCAGAUGAUGAAAACAGAAAAACAACUUCAGCAGAAGUUCAUCUACAAGUAAACAGAUUGCUGCCUAUGAAACAGAACAGCGAGGGAGAGAUCUCAGUCACAAGCUUAUCAGCAGUGCAGCUUACAGAAGAGGAAGGAAUGGAGAUAGGAAAUGCUGGAUUGAAGCCAUAUAAGGAUUACAUUCAGAUUUCCAAGGGAUUAUUCCUUUUUGCCUUAAUAAUCACCUUCCAAUCAGUUUUUAUUCUUCUUCAGGGUCUAUCAAAUUACUGGUUGGCUGCAGUCGUCCAGAUUCCUCAUAAAAGUGAUGCCAUGUUAGUUGGAGUUUUUUCAGCAAUUUCAACGGUAGGCUGUGUCUUCUUAAGCGUAAGAAGCGUGUUAACAGCACUUCUUGGACUGAGAGCAUCAAAGGAAUUUUUUUCUGGCUUCAUGGAUUCAGUGUUCAAGGCUCCCAUGGCAUUUUUUGAUUCUACCCCUUUAGGAAGGAUCUUAACUCGGGCUUCUUCAGAUUUGAGUAUUGUUGACUUCGACAUACCGUAUUCUAUUUCUUUUGUGCUAAUAGGUGCAAUUGAAGUUGUAACAACAACAGUGAUAAUCGCGACAGUGACAUGGCAAGUUCUUCUUGUAGCUGUUCCCGCUUUGAUCAUCACUGUUUGGGUUCAGAAUUAUUAUCUAGCAUCAGCAAGGGAGUUGGUGAGAAUCAAUGGGACAACAAAGGCACCUGUUAUGAAUUUUGCAGGAGAAUCUUUGCUUGGAGCUGUAACAAUAAGAGCUUUUGGGGCAGUUGAAAGGUUCUUCCAUACAAAUUUAAAACUUAUUGAUACAGAUGCAAAGCUAUUCUUCCACACUGUUGCUGCCAUGGAAUGGGUGCUACUGAGAGUGGAAGCACUUCAAACUUUGACAGUACUUACCUCCACUGUAUUUCUCGUUUUACUUCCUCAGGGAACCAUUGCUCCAGGUUUCUCCGGUCUCUGUCUUUCCUAUGCUCUCACACUAUCUUCAGCCCAAGUGUUUCUAACUCGUUGGUACUCCAACAUCGAAAAUUAUGUCAUCUCUGUGGAGAGAAUCAAACAAUUCAUGCACAUUCCAUCAGAACCCCCUGCCAUCAUUUAUGAGAACAGGCCAUCACCAUCAUGGCCGCAUCAAGGAAGAAUUGAUUUACAAAACCUUAAGAUAAAAUACCGCCCAACUGCUCCCUUUGUUCUUAAAGGCAUCACUUGCACUUUGAAGGAAGGAUAUAAAGUGGGUGUGGUUGGAAGAACAGGAAGCGGAAAAACGACUCUUAUAAGUGCUUUAUUUCGGCUGGUGGAGCCUUCUAGUGGAAGCAUUCUUAUUGACAAUCUGAACAUUUGCUCCAUAGGUCUAAAGGAUCUGAGGAUUAAGCUCAGCAUAAUUCCUCAAGAGCCUACCCUUUUUAGGGGCAGCGUCAGAAGCAACUUGGAUCCUCUUGGAAUGCACAAUGAUUUUGAGAUAUGGGAGGCUCUAGAGAAGUGCCAGCUCAAGUCCACCAUUAGCAAACUUCCAAACCUCCUCGAUUCAACAGUGAGCGAUGAUGGUGAGAACUGGAGUAUUGGGCAGCGCCAACUCUUUUGUCUCGGCAGAGUCGUCCUCCGAAAAAACAAAAUUUUAGUUCUGGAUGAGGCAACCGCAUCCAUUGAUUCAGCUACAGAUGCCAUCCUCCAAAAAGUUAUCAGAAAGGAGUUCUCCAACUGCACGGUGAUAACAAUAGCUCACAGAGUUCCUACAGUAAUUGAUAGUGAUAUGGUUAUGGUGCUUUCCUAUGGGAAAAUUGUGGAGUAUGACAGACCAUCAAAUUUGAUGGAGAUGAAAGACUCCGACUUUGCCAAGCUUGUUGCAGAGUAUUGGUUGAAUUGUCAGGGGAACACUGCUUCAAUGAACAACUUAUGAAACCUUCGUGGGGGAAGUUAAUGUGGGAUUAUGUAAGUUGCAGACAAUUGUUUAGCAUUCAUGGUAUCGUUGGACAGGAGAGGGGAGGCAUUGAGAAGAGAAAUCUAGAUGUUCGCUAGGCAUUAUAAAAUAGAGAAUCAUGCUGCCCCAAAGGUGGAAGGAAACCAUAUCUAGACUGCGAAGGAACACAGGCUCUUUCCUGCUAGUGGCUUGGAGAAAUUUAAAUAGUUUGAAAAUUGGAAGUUGCUUUAUUUAUUUAUUUUUAUUUGUUUUUUUGUUAUGAUUUAUGUACGGGAAAUAAAAGGUUUGCAGGAAUUUUACUCA
Messenger RNA from Phalaenopsis equestris, 5010 nucleotides. RefSeq names its product ABC transporter C family member 8-like. Gene Ontology annotation, biological process: transmembrane transport. Gene Ontology annotation, molecular function: ATP hydrolysis activity; ABC-type transporter activity; ATP binding. The coding region runs from base 286 to 4686 and encodes 1466 amino acids. The transcript is spliced from 12 exons. The record is from RefSeq and is a predicted model, not a curated record. NCBI's taxonomy places the organism in Eukaryota, Viridiplantae, Streptophyta, Magnoliopsida, Asparagales, Orchidaceae. Gene Ontology annotation, cellular component: vacuolar membrane; plant-type vacuole.